CAAAUUGAUUGUUCUCCGUCUCUGUAUCUCUUCAAACUACUUUCUCGCCUAUCUCCCUCGACUGCCACCACCAGCACAUCGCCGCCGUCGUUUACGUGCUUUCCUCGUUCAGCACUUGACGCCGCCGAAUGCUCCCUCGCGUUGCUCGGUGUCUUCUCCACUGCACCGGAAAACCAACACCGUGGUUAUCUAGCUGACACCGAACACGUUAAAAUCCAAGUGAGAUUAGAAAAUCACAUUCAUCAUCGGUUGUGUGAUUCACUAAGGCAGCAAGAUCAUAUUUUAGCGACUAUCAAUAGAAAUUACAGCCAAAACUCGAUGUGCUUGACGGAGAUGAAGCGUGAAAAUCAGCUGCUGAUAUUGUAUGCUUCACAGACAGGAAAUGCAAUGGAUGCUGCUGAGCGGUUUGGCCGCGAAGCUGAGCGUCGUGGCUGCCCUUCCAUCUCUGUCCUCUCCAUGGACGAGUUUCAUCCCAGCGAAUUGCCGAACAAGGAAGCCGUCAUUUUGGUGGUGUCGACCACAGGUCAGGGGGAAAAUCCAGAUUCGAUGAAGGGGUUUUGGAGAUUUUUAUUGCAAAAGAAUUUGACAGAAGACUGGCUUAAAGGGGUUAAUUAUGCUGUGUUUGGACUGGGCGAUUCAAGCUACCAAAAGUAUAAUUUUGUAGCAAAGAAACUGGACAAACGGCUUUCAAGUCUUGGUGCAUCACCGAUUAUUGAAAGAGGCCUGGGAGAUGAUCAGCAUCCUUCAGGGUAUGAAGGGGCUCUAGAUCCAUGGAUGUCCUCCUUGUGGAGUAUAUUGUAUCAAAGAAAUCCUAGGUUGCUUCCAAAUGCUAUAAAUCCUGACGAUACUUUGAUGGAUCAACCUAAAGUGCAAGUUAUAUAUCAUGACACUGAAGAAGGGCUGUCACCUAUGACAACCAACGCAGAUUUUAACUAUCUGGAGAUGCUACUUGAGAAAGCCCACUCAAUGAAUCCUGCAAAAUAUUCUGGAAAAAGCAGGCCUGAUUGCUUCCUCAAACUGACCAAGAAUUAUCAAUUAAGUCGAGUGGAAAGCGGGAAGGAUGUACGUCACUUUGAGUUUGAAGCUGUUUCAUGUCCAAUCAAUUACGAUGUAGGCGACAUUCUUGAGUUUCUUCCAGGCCAAAGUCCUGAAGCACUUGAUGCCUUUAUGCAACGGUGUAAUUUGAACCCUGAAUCAUACAUAACUGUUCAAGCUAGAGAUAAUGAGAACCGUGGUUUUCGGAAACCUUCUACCCCUGUGAAGUUGAAAUCCUUCAUUGAGUUGACAAUGGAUGUUGCAUCAGCUUCCCCUAGGCGAUAUUUUUUUGAGGUCAUGAGUUUCUUUGCCACUGCUGAGCAUGAAAAGGAAAGGCUUCAAUAUUUCUCCUCACCUGAAGGAAGAGAUGAUUUAUACCAGUACAAUCAGAAGGAACGGAGAACUGUCCUUGAGGUGCUGGAGGAUUUUCCUUCUGUGCAGAUGCCCUUUGAAUGGUUGGUACAGCUGGUUCCUCCACUAAAAACAAGGGCCUUUUCCAUCUCUUCAUCUAAUUCAGCCCAUCCAAAUCAGGUCCAUUUAACUAUAAGCGUAGUGUCAUGGACAACAACUUACAAGAGGAAACGCGUGGGUCUUUGCUCAUCAUGGCUUGCGGGUCUUGAUCCCAAUCAGAGAGUCCUUAUACCAGCAUGGAUUAGCAAAGGCUGUCUUCCUCCGCCACCACCAUCACUUCCUCUGAUUCUUGUUGGACCUGGAACUGGAUGCGCGCCUUUCCAUGGGUUUGUGGAGGAACGUGCAAUUCAGAGUAAAAGUGUUACAACUGCUCCGGUUGUCUUCUUCUUUGGGUGUAGAAACGAGAAGGACGAUUUCCUGUACAGGGAUUUUUGGCUGUCACAUUUGCAGAAGAAUGGAGUGCUUUCUGAAGAGAAAGGUGGAGGAUUCUAUGUUGCCUUUUCGAGGGAACAGCCGCAUAAAGUGUAUGUACAACACAAAAUGAGGGAGCAAAGUAGUAAAAUAUGGAGUUUGCUAAGUCAGGGCGCUGCUGUUUAUGUUGCUGGAUCUGCAAAUAAAAUGCCUGCUGAUGUAUUGUCAGCAUUGGAGGAAAUUUUUUCGAAUGAAACCGGGGUUCCAAGAGAAGCUGCAUCAACAUGGAUUAGGAAACUGGAAAGGGCUGGCAAGUAUCAUGUCGAGGCUUGGUCUUGACCUUCUUAUUAAAACUUACAUUGCAAUGUUUACAAGCAUGAAGGUGCAUGCCUUUUCGCAAUAUUUAUGGGUAAAAAUUUGUUGUUCAACAUACAUUUGUUAAAUGCAUCUACUGAAAGGAGAACACAUUUUUCUGAACUGCUGGAAUUUCCUUGUUUUUAAUUAAUUUAUUAUAAUCUGUGUUUAUGUUCGA
Messenger RNA from Salvia splendens (bonfire salvia), 2389 nucleotides. Its product is annotated as NADPH-dependent diflavin oxidoreductase 1. Lineage: Eukaryota; Viridiplantae; Streptophyta; Magnoliopsida; Lamiales; Lamiaceae. The transcript is spliced from 14 exons. Gene Ontology annotation, molecular function: NADPH-hemoprotein reductase activity; FMN binding; flavin adenine dinucleotide binding. The coding region runs from base 319 to 2196 and encodes 625 amino acids. The record is from RefSeq and is a predicted model, not a curated record. Gene Ontology annotation, cellular component: cytosol.